CAUUUUUUUUUUAGUACAAAAUUACCGAAUUGGAUUGUGAAGUGCAUUUAUAUCCACUAUAAACAAAAUUGCCAAUUUAUUAAUAUCCACCGCGAAAAUGUCUCGAUCGGUGCGUGCAGAGACGAGAAGUAGAGCCAAAGAUGAUGUUAAACGUGUAAUGCACGCCGUGGAUAAAGUCAGACACUGGGAGAAAAAAUGGGUCACAAUUGGUGAAACCACCAUGAAGAUCUUCAAAUGGGUGCCCAUUUCCAGCAGUGAGCAGAAAAAGAAGAUCUCCAAGGGGGAAAACAAGGAGAACCUCAAGGCAAUAGAACAUCGAGAUCGGGGCACUUUUGGCGAGGACUCCAACACUUGCUUCUCGAUGGUCAGUGAUUCGCAGGAGUUUGUGUCCAGCAUGCCAUUUUCUGAGGAUUCCAAUUCACAAGGAAGUGAAGAGAAUCCCACGCCGACUCAUAAACGUCUCAAAGCCGAAUGACGAUCAUAGGCAGGGGCAUCUUUUGAAUUUCCUCAGCAAUUUUAAAGUUUAAAAGUUGACAAGUUGCAUUACUUUUGCAAACAUCUCCACGGAUUUGUCCAUGACGCUGGAUGAUUUGAUCCAAUCGUUUGAUGAUAUUUGCGUGGAUUGUGUGAGAUUUUCAGAAUAUUUCUGUAUUUUACGUAAGAGUCUGAGAACAUGGGUGGAUUAUGAGUAUGUAUAAAUUUGAGUAAUAAAUUAUCCUGUACUUAG
This is a messenger RNA of Phlebotomus papatasi, 727 nucleotides long. RefSeq names its product B-cell CLL/lymphoma 7 protein family member B-A (gene BCL7-like). The record is from RefSeq and is a predicted model, not a curated record. The coding region runs from base 98 to 475 and encodes 125 amino acids. The transcript has 3 exons. NCBI's taxonomy places the organism in Eukaryota, Metazoa, Arthropoda, Insecta, Diptera, Psychodidae.